CUGAAACCUUCGUAUCUGAUUUCAGUGUUUGUGUUGUAAGUUGUAACUUCUUCGGUUAUGUUGUAGCAAAUAAUCCGUCUUGGAUUAGGAUUUUCAUCUGGGUUAUUAAUGUCUGGUUCUGGAGGAGAAGUUAAUCAUCAUUAUCAUGAUGCUGGUUAUAACAGAAAUGGGUUUAGUUCAAAUAAUAAUAACAAUCACACACUUGUUUCUAGUUACAAUUCUAUCUUUGGUUCUUCUUCAACUUCAACUAAUUCCUUGGCUUCUACUCCAGUUAUGACUUCUCUGCUUAGUUCUACACUAUUGCAGCAAAAAUUCAUGAGUAGCACUGGUACUGGUGGUGGUGGAAUGAAAGAUGAUAUUUUUCAUCAUGAGAUGAAAAUGGAAGGAAAUAGUAGUAGUGAGGUUGCAGGGAUUAUGGCUUCAAAAGAAGUGAAAUUAUGUGAAGGACAAAAUAGGUUGCAGGAGUGGAAUAAUGUUAAUGCUAAUGGUGGUGUUGCUGUUGCUUUUCAAAACCAGAUGGAGCAUUUGGGUUUGUCUGAUACUUCUUCUCUUUAUUGGAAUAAUCAUAACAGCAGCAACACAGCAACAGGUUUGGGUGUUUGGAGUGAUCAACCUAAUAAUAUUGGUCCUUCUGUUACUUCUCUGAUCUAGAAGAAAAAAAAAAGA
Molecule: messenger RNA, 666 nt
Organism: Cicer arietinum (chickpea)
Lineage: Eukaryota; Viridiplantae; Streptophyta; Magnoliopsida; Fabales; Fabaceae
Source: RefSeq, a predicted model, not a curated record